CAAAAAGGCGUUCUGAAAACGCGCUUACGUUUGGACCUUCUGACGUAUCGUAUAAUAACAAACAUGGCGUCCUCCUCCGAUGUACACGUCCGAAUAUGUGGCCAAGAGAUUAUCAAAUAUGAUCUGGAAAUCAAAGCUCUUAUUCAGGACAUAAGAGAGUGCUGUGGGCCACAGGCAGUGCUUCUGGAUCUGAACUCUACAGUGAAGGAAAAGUUCAAUCAGUUAAGACAGAGGAUUCAGGACAUGGAACAGAUGGCAAAAGAACAAGACCGGGAGACUGAUAAACAAGCUAUCUUGAGUGAAAUGGAAGGCCAUCGGAAGCAGAUGUUAAGUAACCAGACGGCGUGGAGGAAGGCAAAUCUGGCCUGCAAGAUGGUCAUUGACAACCUGGAGAAGGACGAACUGCUUCAAGGUGGUGAUUCAGUUAGACAAAGGAAGGCCACUAAAGAGAGUUUGGUGCAGACAUCCAGUGACAUCACCGAGAGUCUGAUGAGCGUCAGUCGUAUGAUGUCACAGCAGGUGCAGCAGAGCGAGGAGACCAUCGGAAAUCUGGCUUCAUCCUCCAGGACUGUGCAAGAGACAAAUGAAGAGUUUAAGGCCAUGACGGGAACCAUUCACUCGGGGCGAAAACUUAUCCUGAAAUAUAAUCGGCGUGAACUGACCGACAAACUGCUGAUCUUUUUAGCUCUUGCUCUGUUUCUGGCUACAGUGCUCUACAUCCUGAAAAAGAGACUCUUCCCCUUCAUUUAGUGGAAAAGAGAACUGUGUCAACUUCACACUGCUUUCCAGAAAUCAUUCUGUGGUGAGACCCACAGUCCUUAAACCAGUGGUUCUUUCAAAAUGAGAGUUUUGUCACCAUUUACUCACCAUAAAGUGGGUGAAAAGCUUCAAAACUCUCUGGGGACACAAUAAGGGAGGAUAUCGAAGUGCUGUUAUAAAAUCUCAAUAAUCAGGAUCACUAAACAGAAAAUCAGGAAGGAAUGAAAU
Molecule: messenger RNA, 987 nt
Organism: Carassius carassius (crucian carp)
Lineage: Eukaryota; Metazoa; Chordata; Actinopteri; Cypriniformes; Cyprinidae
Product: vesicle transport protein SEC20-like
Exons: 6
Coding region: 64-750 (228 amino acids)
Biological process (GO): retrograde vesicle-mediated transport, Golgi to endoplasmic reticulum
Cellular component (GO): endoplasmic reticulum; SNARE complex
Molecular function (GO): SNAP receptor activity
Source: RefSeq, a predicted model, not a curated record